Botrytis deweyae is the source of this 2487-nucleotide messenger RNA. RefSeq lists its product as uncharacterized. The record is from RefSeq and is a predicted model, not a curated record. Gene Ontology annotation, molecular function: RNA binding; 5'-3' exonuclease activity; RNA endonuclease activity. The transcript is spliced from 5 exons. Gene Ontology annotation, cellular component: mRNA cleavage and polyadenylation specificity factor complex. Gene Ontology annotation, biological process: mRNA 3'-end processing by stem-loop binding and cleavage. Bases 1 to 2487 code for a protein of 828 amino acids. Lineage: Eukaryota; Fungi; Ascomycota; Leotiomycetes; Helotiales; Sclerotiniaceae.
AUGGCAUCAAAACGUAAGGCUGCAGCUAUGGCACCUACGGUGGAAGAACCAGUAGAUCCCGCUGACGAACUCACCUUUACGAAUCUUGGUGGUGGUAAUGAGGUCGGAAGAUCUUGUCAUAUAAUUCAAUACAAGGGCAAAACUGUCAUGCUUGAUGCUGGUAUGCAUGCUGGUUACGACGGAUUAGCAGCUCUACCUUUCUAUGACGAUUUUGAUUUGAGUACUGUCGAUUUACUUUUAAUCAGCCAUUUUCACGUCGACCACGCAGCUUCAUUGCCAUAUGUCCUUGCGAAGACCAAUUUCAAAGGACGUGUCUUCAUGACACAUCCAACCAAGGCCAUCUACAAAUGGCUCAUCAUAGACAGCGUAAGGGUUGGAGGAGCAUCCUCGGGUGGAGGUUCACAACCAGUCUACACUGAAGCCGACCAUCUCACUACAUUUGCUCAAAUCGAAGCUAUAGAUUAUCAUACCACACAUACAAUCUCUUCGAUCAGGGUCACACCAUAUCCAGCAGGGCAUGUACUUGGUGCUGCUAUGUUCCUUAUUGAGAUCGCAGGACUCAAGAUAUUUUUCACGGGAGAUUAUUCUCGAGAAGACGAUAGACAUCUUGUCUCUGCCGAGGUUCCCAAAGGAGUGAAGAUUGAUGUUCUAAUUACCGAAUCUACGUAUGGUAUUGCAUCACAUAUUCCCCGAUUAGAACGAGAGCAGGCCCUUAUGAAGUCUGUCACUAGUAUCUUGAAUCGUGGGGGGCGGGUUCUCAUGCCGGUUUUUGCACUUGGUAGAGCUCAAGAACUACUCCUGAUUCUGGAUGAAUACUGGGGUAAACAUCCAGAAUUCCAAAAGAUCCCUAUCUACUAUGCUAGUAACCUGGCUCGUAAAUGUAUGUUAGUAUACCAAACAUACGUUGGCUCUAUGAACGAAAAUAUCAAACGACUCUUCAGAGAACGUAUGGCCGAAGCCGAAGCCAACUCAACUAGUGGAGGUAGAGGAGGACCAUGGGAUUUCAAAUAUAUUCGUUCAUUAAAGAAUCUCGAUCGCUUUGACGAUGUUGGGGGUUGUGUUAUUUUAGCAAGUCCCGGUAUGCUACAGAAUGGUAUUAGUAGACAAUUACUAGAACGGUGGGCACCAAGUGAUAAAAACGGUGUUAUUAUUACUGGUUACAGUGUUGAAGGUACUAUGGCAAAGCAAAUCAUGCAAGAACCAGAUCACAUCCAAGCAAUCAUGUCUGGUCCACAGGGUUUUACACGAAGAUCAGCACCUGGAGAAACAGAGAAAGCUAUGAUACCUAGAAGAUGUAGUGUUCAAGAAUACUCCUUUGCAGCGCACGUUGAUGGCGUCGAGAACCGGGAAUUCAUCGAGGAAAUCGCUGCUCCUGUCGUGAUUCUCGUCCACGGCGAACAACACAACAUGAUGCGUCUAAAAUCCAAACUUCUCUCCCUCAACGCCGACAAAACUACCAAAGUGAAAGUUUUCUCCCCCAAGAAUUGCGAACCAUUACGCAUUCCUUUUGUGACUUCGAAAACCGCCAAGGUCGUCGGAAAACUCGCCAACAAUCCCCCACCUCCUGAUUCCGCCCAACUUAUCACUGGUGUACUGGUUCAAAACGAUUUCAAAAUGUCGUUGAUGGCUCCUGAAGAUUUGAGAGAAUACGCUGGAUUAACUACUACUACUAUUACAUGUAAACAACGCAUGACACUCAGUGCGGCGGGUAUUGAUCUUAUUCGCUGGGCUCUAGAGGGAACAUUUGGAAAGAUUGAUGAAUUGCCUGAAAGUAGAGGACAACAGAAACAUUCAAAUGGAAAUGGAAAUGGAAAUGGGGAUACGCAUAUGAAUGGAUCAUCCGACGAAGAAGCCGACGAGGAGAUUGCAAAUACGAAUGCAGUCACUGCAUAUUUAGUUAUGGGCUGUGUUACAGUGAGGUAUAGAAGUAAUGGGGAAGUAGAAUUAGAAUGGGAGGGCAACAUGUUGAAUGAUGGGAUUGCGGAUGCCAUCAUGGCGGUGUUGUAUUCGGUGGAAAGUAGUCCAGCUGCUGUUAAACAAUCCGCGAGCAAAUCUCCCCACUCCCACUCCCCUCCAGCCCGCAACCUGCACGCGCACCUGACCCCCGCCGAGCGUCUCGAACGCCUCUUCAUGUUCCUCGAAGCCCAAUUCGGCGCCGACAAUCUCGUCCCCAUUACCACUCCCCGUCUAUCCACCGGAAUCCCAUCUCCAACUUCUUCCCCCUCCAUACCCCCCGACACCAAACCCUCUUCCCCCUCAGACCUCGAAACUCCCGAAACCUCAGAAACCUACGCCCAAGAAAAAGAACUCGCUCGUCUCCAUAAACUCGGUAUCCCCGUUCCGGGCAUCGAGAUCAAGGUCGAUAAGAUGGUUGCGAAGGUAUGGUUGGAGGAUUUGGAUGUCGAGUGCGCGAAUCGGGUUUUUGGGGAAAGAGUGAGAGCUGUGGUAGAGAGGGCCGUGGAGGUUACGGCGCCGUUGUGGGGUUGA